CAACCCCGCAAAAACAUCUUCGACAAAGACGUCGACCUAGCCGACCUCGCCGAGACAGACAAAUUGCGCUUCGGCCGCGCAAAUCCAGACCAAACAGCCGACGACAUCCUCGCAGAUCGCAGCAAGCACGCCGUCAACAAAGCGGCCAUCAUGUCUGCGCUGGCGAGCUUCGACUCGGACGAUGACGAACGCGACGAUACAUACGACGUAGCAGACGUAGGCGGCACCGUCGACGCCACCACCACUGACACAGACGCCGAUGCGAAACACAAAGCGGACGAGCUCGAUCUCACGCUGCUCCGGACGUACAAGGCUACGCCGGCGCUGUUUGCUCGGGACUCGGCGACCCGUCGGUCGCAGCCACGAGCUUCGCUGAAGCGCGAGACGGGCAUGACGGAUGAGGCGAUUGAGGGGUGGGCUGUUAUGCUGGCGCGCGAUUCGAAGCGGCUGGCGAGGUUGGAGGAUCGGUUAUCGCUUUCGGAGGUCGGGCCUGGUGGGACAGGUCUUACGCAGCCGGAGAUUAAGCCGACGGCUUAUCGGAGGCCUGGACCUAGGGGCGAUGGGGAGUCAGGCAGUGAGACUGAUGAGCCGGUUGGCUCUGGGUCUCGUGGUAGAGGGGGGCCCGGAGGUGGCUCCGGGGACGGGAAUACGGCUGCGCAGCGGCAGAGGAAGGAGGAGAAUAAGGGCAGUAGGGCGAAUCAUAAUCGUCGACAGCAGAGGGCGAAGAAGGUGGCGCGGGCUGGGGGUAUGAUGGGGUAA
Aspergillus nomiae NRRL 13137 is the source of this 759-nucleotide messenger RNA. Its product is annotated as putative CUE domain protein. The annotation marks the transcript as partial. The record is from RefSeq and is a predicted model, not a curated record. NCBI's taxonomy places the organism in Eukaryota, Fungi, Ascomycota, Eurotiomycetes, Eurotiales, Aspergillaceae. Gene Ontology annotation, molecular function: ubiquitin binding. The transcript has 2 exons.